This is a messenger RNA of Lytechinus variegatus (green sea urchin), 3201 nucleotides long. RefSeq lists its product as uncharacterized. Bases 237 to 1301 code for a protein of 354 amino acids. The transcript has 3 exons. The record is from RefSeq and is a predicted model, not a curated record. Lineage: Eukaryota; Metazoa; Echinodermata; Echinoidea; Temnopleuroida; Toxopneustidae.
AAAAUGCUCACUUUUCGUUUUCAUAUAAACUCUCAUGCACGUACACCUCGAGCUUAUUAUUCGAACCCAAUCAUUAUUUUGCUGCCUGCUUAAGAUACUUCUCCCACGCCGUGUGUUCAUCCAUUUUGAUCGCCGGAAAACCUGCAAAAAGAAGGAUAAUUGUUUCUGGAAAAAGUGAUAAAAGACCUUUGGAAAGUACAUUUGACCACCAAGCGUACGGAAGUUGAUGAAAUAGAAUGGCUUCGCAGUUAUUUCUAGAGAAUGACAUCUUUGACAUGAGCUUUGAUAAGCGAGUGGCAGAGUUCGAAGAGAUCUACCUAGCCAAGUUUGGACACUUCGCUCACCCUCAAAGAGAAGAGGCCCGGAAGAAAGCGGUCGAACUUCUCAACAAAAACAAAGAGGCACUUGAAGCAAUUGGACACGAGAUAGCGAAGAACUGUGAAGAAGGUCUGAAGAAGAUGGGUCCAGUUGCUGCCGCUGAGUUCAUCAAGCGGCAAGCACAAAGCCUUGUGGCCCGGCAGGUUCUAAACGCUACUGUUCGAGGCGGCGUAGACCAGUUUGGUCGUCGUAUGGCGGUCGUGGUUGCUGAUGAGUCUAUUCGCUUGGCUGCUGCUCAGUUCGGCGCUAGAGGAGCAGAAGCAGGGGUUAAGGCAGCAGUUGAAGGAGCUGCGCCAAAGUUUCUUGCUAACGCUGGCAAGAUGGCAAUGUUGGUACCUGGUCUCUCCGCUGCGGUGGGACAAGCUGUCGCCGAGCAUGUAACUGGGCAAAUGGGAAUUGAGAACCACCAUGCCAAGAACACAAUUGCAGUUGGCGGAGCAGCAGCCGGGGGAGCUGCUGCCGGGGCCGUGAUAGGGGGUCCACCAGGUGCAGCAGUUGGCGCCGUUGUAGGUGUAGCUGGAUGGGGAAUAGGUAAGGUGAUUGACGCUUCAAUUGCAAGCGGGUUGGGCAUCGUAGGGGGACCCGAUGACAACUGGGCCUAUCUGAAAAUUGGUCAAAUAAACCAGGAGGUUUGCUUCAGUACAUAUAACAAAAGGGAUACGGUGUACUUUAAAUCUUAUUGGAAUGAAUAUAGGAAAAACGAUCAUAAGGAGUUUAACAUGUCAGCAGGCCAAGGUCAACGUGAUGACUUUCAGUUGACAGUGUAUAAAGGCAACACAUCCAUAGCACAUUUCCAAAAGGUGUACUACAGAGAUAUGAUUUUUGUAGCGAAGAACAAAAAGGGCAAACUGGCUGUGGCACACGGGAAGGGUGAGUUAUGGGAAGGGGAGGCGAGUAAUGUUAUCAUUAAGACUGAUAAUUAGGUUUGGUCGCCACCAUUUAAAGGUGCACGAUCUCUGACGCUGUUGAGCAGUUUGUUCCCGCUGAUAUCUUCAUUACGAAGAUCAUCGACGUAAUGGCAUGACGCCGUCCGCACGCGGCGUACGUAUGUCCACCAGUGCCUCCUUGAAUCCUGAGAUCGAGCACCUCCGAUUCGAGCAAACAAAGCGAGAGAAAUACGGUUUAAUCGGGGACUUUGUUAAAAUCUUGAACGUAAAAAUUAAGAUCUAAUAAUGACAUAACAUAUUGAUUGUUUGAUAUUUUUUAUUCAUUCUGAAUAUUCAUUCCGAAUCUUAAAAUGUAUUCAAAAUCUUUAAAUUCGGUAAAUUUGAUAGCGCCGGCUGACUGUUGGUAGAGUGGUAGACAAUCGAACAUUAACAAAAGUGAAAAACCGUUUUAAACCAAAAAUCAUUUUGGCGGCUCAGAGUAGAGGUAAUCUUCUCAUUCUAGAUACCCAAACCAACCAUUAUUACCAACAAUUUGCGGGUUUUUCAUCUUCGUCAGAUUAUUUUUAUUUCUAACUAAAAUAAGAAGUGUAUAGUAUAAGUAAGCUAAUCAUCACAUAGCUGAAUGAAAUAAACACAUUUUCAUUCGUGUCUAAUUCAUUUCUUGGCCAUAUAUUUGUUCAUUCGUUUCAACUCUUGUCUGCAAGAAAAUCUACAUAACGAGGAUGAUAGUAACUGAACAUAUCGCCUCAUUAUCAAUCAGUUAUAAAUACAGAAACCUUUAGGUUUAUUAGAAUAGCCCCCCCCAAAAAAAAAAAAUCCCUUGCUGUAAAUAUGGUAAAGUGGAAAUGAAACUUUUGUCGGGAAAAGAGGAUGACUUAUGAGUUAAAACCAGUUCGAUCCAUUACUCCUUUGAAGCAGUAAAUAAUAAUUGUAUUAAUUAGGUUUCACAAGGCAGUCUACAUGGAACGACGUCUCUGAAGUCUAUUAUUUGCCCGUCAUUGUAGCAUAUCUUUACAAUGCAAUCCCGAUGAUCUUCGUUAUACCAUGAAGAUACGGUUAUUCCGUAGGUUGUUAAAACACGUUUUAUAGAAUUGAAAUGUUACACUUUUUUACAUGUACAUAUAAUUGUGUUCUUAUUCAGAUAUCAAUGACUGAUGUUGUACUUAUUUUUAGGUAUAGUAAUAGGGUUUUUUUUCAUUCUAUAUCCGGAUAUUGUACUUAUUAUCAUGUAUAUCUAUAUUUAGUUCUCGUGUGUAAUACAGCCAUGAACGACGUGCCAAACAUAAUGUGGCGCUUUAUAGUUAGAAACAACCAAAUAUCACAAGCAUUAUUUCUUAUUGAUUAAAGUGAAACAUUUUUUUUUCAAAAUUGAUAGGAAAUAAAAGAUUUCGUCAACGAAAAUUGUCAGUUAUCUGUUUACGGAAGUUGAACUAAAUAAAAGGAAUAUGAGUCUUGAAUUUUCAUCCGACUCCUUAUUUCAUUGCCAUAAUUAUCGGGCUGGAUCAAACAAAAUAUACUUAUACACAUAUUUGUACAUAUAGUUUUUUACAUUAUUUUAUCAUUUUUUUGUAAUUCUAAAUAUACAGUGCUUGUUUAUUAUCCAAGAAUGAAACGAAGUCUAAAACAGCUAUUAAAUGGUACUUUGUCUGACGGUAGAAACGCUCUUGGCAUAUCGUCAUUUAUAUUAUGUUGAGCUGAAUUUGUGGUGUGUGUGGGUGGGUGUGUGUUCAUUUAGAAUGGUUAUAUUCAUGGUUAUCAAAGAUAAUUUUAUUCUGAAAAUUAUACUUGUAUUUUUUUUUUCUUCACGGAGACGGGGUUUAGUUUCUAUAUAUAUUGUAAGUGAUCAGAUUGAUUAGUAUAUUUAGCAUGUAAUCUUAUACAUGAAUAUGUUUUUAUCAGAUAUGUUAUUGUUUUUUCCAAUUUUCUGAUUACAAAA